Messenger RNA from Branchiostoma floridae (Florida lancelet), 4718 nucleotides. RefSeq names its product transient receptor potential cation channel subfamily A member 1-like. Gene Ontology annotation, cellular component: membrane. The coding region runs from base 304 to 3339 and encodes 1011 amino acids. NCBI's taxonomy places the organism in Eukaryota, Metazoa, Chordata, Leptocardii, Amphioxiformes, Branchiostomatidae. The record is from RefSeq and is a predicted model, not a curated record. Gene Ontology annotation, molecular function: protein binding; calcium channel activity. The transcript is spliced from 30 exons. Gene Ontology annotation, biological process: calcium ion import across plasma membrane.
UUGGAAAACGGUUUAGUGCUGAGUGCGACGUACGCAGGAUGCAGUUAACGGAUAUAACGCUAUAAUCGACAACUUGGGAGGACAAGCACAUAGACCUGCAAGGAGAAAGAGGCCCAACGAGAAACCAUGAUGAGGUGAUGGAUAAUCUGUGGAGACAGGGAACAACAUGGCGGGCGAUGCGACGUGUUUUUUGUAGAAGCUCAAAGGUGAUCCUCGUAAUCAGGCCAUAAAGAGAAAGAUUUCCACAUUUUCAAGUUUUCUGCGACAGGUUUCUGAGUUCUGCAAAGGGCCUCACCGAGUGACAUGAGGUCAUAUGAUGACCAAGACGAUCGUAAGAUGAAGAAACGCCGGAAGAAGCGGUCCAAGGUUCACCCAGGAUAUGGUAACCUUCAGGAAGACUCUGGUCUGUCUAACGAAGGCUUCGAGAUGGGAGAGAAAAAGAAACACACAUUAAAAAAGGGCUCACAGUUUGCCAGAUCAUUUAAGGAAGUGUUGAAAGCUGCAAACGUGUUCUCUGCUGCACAAGCAGUACAAGAAGCCGUUUCUAAGUGGAGAAACUACAACACGAGUCGCCGUCAUGUUCAGGAGAACAAAACAGUUUACAGACACAUAAAACCCAAGACAGUGUAUGCUGUUAAGAAGAAGCCAGAGCUUGAAGGGCUGGCCAGUGAUCUGGACGAUGAUGUGGAAGAUGAUCAAAUUGAUGCCGCACUGGGAUUUCCUGGACUUGGUGACACUGCAGCCAAGAGAAAAGCCUCUGCCAGCAAUCGUGCCUUUAUCUCGUACUUUGCCAAGCUGGGCAAGGUUGACGGAAGUGACGACUUCGUAGACCUUGAUUUCUUGGAGAAUCUGAUCGACAAUGGAGCCAACGUGAACUCCACAGACAGAUAUGGGCAGUCUGUGCUACAUGAGGUUGCACGAGCCUGGCACAUCGAUGUGGCCAAGUUUUUGCUGGGGAAAGGCAUGGACCCAAAUCAGAAGGAUGUGUACGGAAGAACAGCUCUGCACGUGGCGGCUGCAGUCAACUACCCAGAAAUGGUGGAGUUCCUUGUCCAGCAUGGAGCGGACAUCGAGUCAAAGACAAGAGAGGAGCUGCAGACGCCAGUACACUUUGCUGCGAGGAAUGAUGCAGUGAUGUCAUUAAAGAUGCUGAUUAAGCACAAUGCUGACUUUAAGAAACCCAGAGACUACAAGGGCAGGACACCACUCCACCUAGCAGCUGAGCUAGACCGCAGUGAAACAGCCAGGUACCUGGUAGAGCAGGGUGCUGAGGCAGGGGUGCAGGACUACAGCGGACAGGCCUGCAUCACUCACAUGAUCACCAAAAUGCCUCCUGUGGCAAAGGAGGCACUUAACCAGUUCCAUCCUACAGACCGUGCCAACAGGAAACAGUACUACUACCUGAACAACAUCGAACCUGUCUUGCCUGAAUCAUUUAAGAAAGUUGCAGGGGAAGCUGCUGACAGUCUUGCCAAAACACCAAUGGAAGUCGCAGUGCAGUACAAACAGUAUGAGGUUCUGCAGCACCCUGUAUUCCAGAAACUCAUCUCUAUGAAAUGGAAAAGAUUUGCAAGGAGAGGAGCCUGGUUAUCCCUCUUCCUUAACUUCAUCUUCAUUGUGAUGUGGACAACCCUGGCUGUGGCACCUGCGUGGAGGGUUAGGUUCACUUACACCUUCCCACAGGACUGGUGGAGAAUCAUUGUUUCUAGCAUAGCAGUGCUGCUGACAUUUUACCAUAUCAUUGUGGAACUGAAGGAGUUCUUUUCAGACAAGCAAAAGUUUCAGGCAUGGCAAAAAUGGCGAACAGAGGAGAUCAGGAAAGACCUGACGUUCUGUCACCCGCGAUGGCCUGAGGAGAGGGCUUUCCUUCUCAGGGAGAUCGAGCAGAUCCAUGACCAGAAAUCUUCCUAUUUCUCGGAUUUCUGGAAUCUGUUUGACUGGACGCUGUACCUCCUCCUGCUGGUGUGUAUAACAACGCACAUCGUGGACGUGUUUGCUCACAGCGAGGAGCUGGCCAGGUGGCACAUCAGGAUAUUUGCUCUCACCAUCAUCAUCAUGUGGCUUCGUCUCAUGAAGAAUGCUCGUGCUUUCAGGGCCAUAGGACCUUUCAUCGUCAUCCUGUCGCACAUGUUCUAUGACAUCCUCAGGUUCGUCUACCUCUACCUGGAGUUCUACAUUCCAUUCGCCUGUGCCUUCUGGAUGCUGUUUGGAGGCAGAGGUGUGACAGGGUUCCUGAAUGUCCCCACUAUGCUGUACACCAUGUUCCGCCUCACCCUGGUGGAUGAGUAUGACUAUGAUGGCCUACAUGCAGAAGAUCCGAUCUUUGCAGACCUGCUGCUUGCCAUGUUCUUCUUUGUCUCUGCAAUCCUGUGUAUCAAUCUCUUCAUCGCACUUUUGUCAGACACAUUCCAAAGGGUUUAUGACAAUGCAGUGUCCAAUGCCAUCAUGCAGCAGGCACAGACGAUCCUCGGUCUGGAGGCUAGCAUGUCAAAGAAGAAGCGGGAGAAGUUCAAGGCCAUGAUCCAUUCCCAGUGUGCCCCUCUCCCCGAGUACUACGACGAUGACAUGACGUCUGCAGAAGGGGACGACUUGCAAAAGAUCACAUUCCAGAUAAUGGAAGAGGUUGAACAAAUGCAUGAGAUGAUGCGGAUGAUGUACAAGCCGGGGGAUGAGGGCACUUCCUCUGACCAGCCUAGACCUAUCAGACCAGUCUAUCCUGCUAGUACUGACAGUGGGCUGAGUGACAGCCAUCGAUCAUCAGGUGCAAUGGUGUCCCAGGUGCAGGAAGAAGUGAAGACCCUGCGAGAUGAAAUCAGCAACCUGCGGCUGCGGCAGGACGAGAUGUUUGAUCGCAUGCGCCAUGACAACAGCUCCAUGAAGCGCUUCCUGCAGCACUUGAUUGACAUUCAGUCUCAGGGAGGUUUCCAGCCGAGAGGAGGGGGUGAGAGCAGCAUGGGGGUACGGGGCCCCAGCAGACUGGAGCCGCUGUCUGUGGGCGACCACGGCAGGGGGGACAGGAUGAGGGGGUCACCCAGAAGCUCACCUCUAGCAAGAGAAGUCAGGGAUGACAGUCCGUUUGGUGUCCGUGACAGAGAUGUGGAGAAGGGCCUGCCAGAGUCUCGCCAGUCUCACAGAACCUCCAGCAGGCAGAGGAGGGAACAGGAAUUAGAGAGGCGUGACCUGUCUGACACACCGUCCAAUGACGUGUCUCCUGGCUCCGAUGACGGUCCUGAUGGUGACAUGCAUGCUCACAUGGCAGGAGGGGACGCAUGGCAACCUCCACAGGACGUGAGGAUAAAGUCAACUGUUAGGGGCUCAUCAGGAACUAGCCAUGCGUGACACAGCAUAGACCAGCACCAGGCAGCUGAUAAUGUUUAGUGGGCUUCCUCUAUGUGUGUAAUCAUAAUGGCUAUUAUGUACAGGGUAACGAGUUACUAACAACCCUGUGAUUUUCAGAGUAGGUGUAGAUCAUUUACUACUCUACACAUGCAUAUUAUGUUUAGGGCAAAUGGCCAGUAGAAUUUUGCCUGCACCUGUAGAGUAUCAUAAUCUGAUGAAGCACUUCCUGUAAAAUCAUCUGUUUUUAAGUUGUCAAAUUUGCAGCUUUGAUAGAUUGGGCGGAACAAUUCUCUUCAAAUAAUUUGUCGAAAACUGUAGAUAGUGAAAAGAACUGUAAGUGAUUGUAGUCAUGUAUGCUGUUAAGGUACAUGAAACAUAAUAUGACUUACCUUGAUCAGACUUUUAAGCUGUCCAAUGUGCAGCUGUGUUACAUCAGGUGAAACGAUCCUAUAUGUAGAAAAAUUUAGACUAGAUUGGAAAAAGCACUGUUAGUGACUUAUUAUUGUAAUAAUUUAGUCAUGUAUGCUGUUUUGCUAAGUAUGUUGCAUUUGAUGAUCAUGAUGAUAUUCCAAAUUUAGUGAUAACCUUUGUUACACUUUUAGGAGAAAAGACAAUAAUCCUGGCAGCUAGUAUUUGAAGUUUUUUAGAUUGACUUGUAUCUAAAUGUUUAAACUACAUUGCUUUUAUCAGUGACUACUAUGUAUUUCCAAACUAUGCUAUCUAAAUCAUGUUGCGACACUCAGGCAUAUUAGCUGUUGCCAUUAAGAUUCAGAUACUUUUGACAUCUUCCCUUGGCUGAUUUUUAACCUAUUUAACAUUGGUAUGUACCAGCAACUAUUGCAUGUUCAUGUAUCAAGGCAACUUAAUCACAUCCUACAUGUAGAUAGAUUUCUUGACUACUGAAAAACUGACAUUCUUUGAUAGAAUGAAGGAUCUAGGAUGACUUUCAAGCAUCAAUAAUAGACUGCAGAAACUAUAUAUUUUUGUAUUCACAAUCAAUGUACCUCUGGUAGCUACUUUGGUGGUAAUUUCAUCCAUACAUAUUUGUUGAAUUUGACUGAUAAUUAGAAUACAUCUAACUGCUGAUGUAUAGUCUUUUUAUAUAUCAAAUUGAAAAUAAUUGCUGUUAUGCAUGAUUUCAAGUUUGAACAUUGUCACGAAUCAUGAAGAUGAUGGAAUGUAAAAUUUUAGCUCUGCAAUUGAUGUAUAAAUCAUGAUUUCUUAAGGUAAGCCAUUCAAAUGUUGGUCAGUUUUUGUUUUUGAACUCAUUAAUCAUUAGAAGUGAUGUACUUUUAGGCCAGUACAUGUACAAUGUAUGGUGCAAAGCGACUUAAUUUCUGCAUAUUUUUGAAUAAAUGAAUAAUUUUCCUGAACAUCAA